AUGGAUUGGAUUUAUCCAUUAUUAUACCUCACCGUGUUAACGAUUCCUUCGCCAUAUGCUUUAUUUGUUCCACAAAUUUUCUCAUUUGUAAUUAUUUCUCUAUUUGACAAUAUUACAGGAUUCAAAGCAUUGACUGCAUUAGAACCAUCUUCAACCCGAAUUAUUGUACACGAAAUAUGUGCAAUAUUUUAUUUAUUAGUGACAUUAUUUCAAUCUAGCAAAUCAGAUUCAUUUAAAUGGAUAAUAUACGCAUUAAAUGGUGCAUUGCUAAUGGCAACAUAUGGCGCAGUAAUAAAACACGAAGCUUUGCAUAUGGGAGGUAAACUAUACAAAAUAAGAUCGAGUUUUGUAUACUUGAUGGCAAAUUUAAUCGAUAUUACUCUUGGCAUGAGUUGGGGAUUUGGACAAUACCAUUGGAAAGGGCACCAUGUUAAAUUUGCAUGUCCUGAAGAUUUUGAUACACCAUAUUUUAAUGAGUCAUUUUGGGAAUUUCUUCCACGAAAUUGGAUGGGCAAUUUUUAUUAUGGAAGUAGAGUUGAUUCUAUAGUUAUUAUAAUUACAUUCUUCAGUUGUUCGUAUCUAAUUCUUGGUUGGAAAGCUUUAGCUCAUCUUUUGCUACAAAGUAUUGUUACACAAAUAUCAUUUUCAUCAAACGCAUAUACGCAACAUUACGGGUUGAAUCGAAAUUUGACGUACAAAUCAGUGGAUAAUAAUAAAGAGCUUAGGUCACACACUUGGGAUAGUCCCGGAUGGUUAUUUAAUUCGGUAUUUAUGGGAGCAGGAUUUCAUCACGCACACCAUGUGAAAUAUCUGAAAAAGCUAGCAAAAGAGAGUGUACCACUUAAUUCGGGAAUUGGAAUAUUAGAUUCGGCUAGUUUGGCUUUAUUUCCACAAUUAUGGUUUAAGAAGAUUAAUCCGUUGAUACCAACUGAAAUACGUUUAAUAAAGAAAAAUGAUUUUAUUGAAAUGAUGGAUGUUGAACUUAUUAACGAGUUUACUGUAAAUGGUCGAAAUAGCAUAGAAUAUGCAAACAAGUCACAAACGUAG
Dentiscutata erythropus is the source of this 1047-nucleotide messenger RNA. Lineage: Eukaryota; Fungi; Glomeromycota; Glomeromycetes; Diversisporales; Gigasporaceae. The record is from the annotation of a GenBank genome assembly.